Erinaceus europaeus (western European hedgehog) is the source of this 452-nucleotide messenger RNA. RefSeq names its product alanine--glyoxylate aminotransferase 2, mitochondrial-like. Gene Ontology annotation, molecular function: L-alanine:glyoxylate transaminase activity. The coding region runs from base 68 to 430 and encodes 120 amino acids. Gene Ontology annotation, cellular component: mitochondrion. The record is from RefSeq and is a predicted model, not a curated record. The transcript has 3 exons. NCBI's taxonomy places the organism in Eukaryota, Metazoa, Chordata, Mammalia, Eulipotyphla, Erinaceidae. Gene Ontology annotation, biological process: glyoxylate catabolic process.
CAAAGUCCAGCCUGACUGACUACAGAAGUCCUGCUUCCAGUGAGAAUUUGCUUCCUGCCUGAAAAAGAUGAUUCUAGCCUGGAGAUAUUUGUGGAGAGCUUUAAACUUGGAGAAACCCUCUCCUAGGAUCCUUAAGACAUGCCUUUCUUGGAACUCUGCUUCCUGGACAACUGUCACCAAGCUCAGUCUUCACACAAAACCCAAGAUGCCUCCAUGUGACUUUACACCCGAAAGAUACCAGUCCCUUGCCUACAACCAUGUUCUGGAAAUCAACAAACAGCAUCUUUCUCCUACACUGCUGGCAUACUUUACAAAGCCUUUGCUGUUACACCAAGGUCACAUGGAGUGGCUCUUUGAUUAUGAGGGCAACAGAUACCUGGAUUUCUUCUCUGGGAUUGUCACUGUCAGUGUUGGCCAUUGUCAUCCGUGAGUAUACUAAAAAUAUCAGGAAU